GUUUGAGCGAAGCCUCACACCUCAAGCAUCGUGGACAUCCAAGAUCGGUGGACUUUAUCUAAUUACACAACUUACCAAGUACCUACAGCUGAAAGCCAGUACACAGUAAACAGCCUUCAAAUAAUCCAAACUUACCGAAAGAUGACCAACCAAGACUUCCACGUCGUCCGAGCCACCGAGGCCGAUAUCCCCGAUAUCCUCGGCUUAAUUACCGAGCUGGCGGUCUACGAGAAGGAACCCGAUGCGGUCAAGGCUACCCCGGAGUUGUUGAAGAAGAACAUCUUCGAACAAGGAUAUGCCAACUGUAUCCUCGCUAAAGAUGGGACGGAAGGUAAUCCGGGGGAGACUAUUGGCAUGGCCUUGUACUUUUUCAACUUCUCGACGUGGCUAGGAAAACCCGGUCUUUACCUGGAAGACCUGUACGUAACCCCUAAACGACGAGCGGCCGGGAUCGGGAAAGUCCUUUUCGGACAUCUCGGACGGAUCGCCAAAGAGAAGGAUUGCGGGAGGAUCGAGUGGUGUGUUCUCAAGUGGAACGCCCCGUCGAUCGGGUUCUACGAAAAGACCCUCGGGGCUAAGGCGCUGGUCGAGUGGGAUACCAUGCGGUUGGAGGGCGACGAGGAGAUCGGCAGGCUGGAAAAGUUCUUGAAGUAG
This is a messenger RNA of Filobasidium floriforme, 654 nucleotides long. Its product is annotated as acyl-CoA N-acyltransferase. The record is from RefSeq and is a predicted model, not a curated record. Lineage: Eukaryota; Fungi; Basidiomycota; Tremellomycetes; Filobasidiales; Filobasidiaceae. The transcript has 6 exons. Gene Ontology annotation, molecular function: N-acetyltransferase activity. Gene Ontology annotation, biological process: protein acetylation. Bases 142 to 654 code for a protein of 170 amino acids.